CCGUCAUCAGGAGUUGUCCCGGAUGCUGCUGACAACGGACAGCUCAGCUGUACGCUACAUGUAUGCAUUGAUGCGGCUGGGGUUUAGUGUUGUCCAUCUCUUGAUCCAUUGCAUCGUCGGGUAGUGUACAAGCAUGAUCCCACGACACAUACAAGACUACGACACGGCCGAGAGCCUCGAGCCGCACUGGGGCUACGUCGAGCGCGUGAAGCCGUGCACGAACGACCCGGGGUCUUGCGCAUACCUUGAUCUGGUAUACGCGUCUCAUGACCGCGGCAUUCUCUACGCCGGGAUCAUGUACGCCGCGCUGGGCGGCAUCGUGCUUCUGUGGGCGGCGUGGGCGUCCUUCGGCUUCGGCCUGGGACGAAGCCGGAGCGCACUCCCACGCUUCCAGGCCGCCGUGGGAACACUGGUGCGGCGGUACACGCUGCGUGACGCGCCUUUGACCUGGCUCUUCGGACACACGACGCGCCUCCAGCUGCUCCUCCUCGCAGCGCUCACCGCCUACCUCGCCGUCUUCUCCUUCGUGGGCAUGACGUACCAGAAAUGGAUCACGCCAGUCAAAAACAUGCCCGGCGUUUACAACACGCGGAGCACACUUGGGCCGUUCGCAGACCGAGUCGGCAUCUUCGCGUACGCCCUCACGCCCGUGUCCAUCCUGCUCGCGUCGCGCGAGAGCAUCCUCUCCGCUGCGACAGGCAUCCCCUACCACCACUUCAACUUCCUGCACCGCUGGGUCGGGCACAUCAUCAUGCUCCAGAGCGUCGUCCACACCAUCGGCUGGACCGUCGUCGAGGUCAAGCUGUACCAGCCGCAGCCCAAGGUCGCGCGCGAGUGGAUCGUCCAGACGUACAUGGUCUGGGGCUGCGUUGCUUUCAUUCUCCUCUGCCUCCUCUGGGUCCUCUCAACGCCCUGGGCGCGCCGCGCCUUCGGCUACGAAUUCUUCCGCAAGGCCCACUGGGUGCUCGCCAUGAUCUACAUCGGCGCUUGCUGGGCACACUGGUCCCAGCUCAAGUGCUUCAUGAUCCCAGCCCUAGUCCUCUGGGGCCUCGACCGAGGCGUGCGCCUCCUCCGCACCGGCCUCAUCCACUACCGCAUUCUUGGUGGCGGGCAUGGCGCCUUCACGAGCUUUCCGGCACGCGUGUCGCACUUCGGCACGGAUGUCGUCCGCCUUGACGUCGACGUGCCCGAGGACCUGACACACGCCAUCGGCCAACACUUCUACCUAACUUUCCCGGCGGGCAGCAUCUGGCAGUCUCACCCGUUCACGCCUCUUUCGCUUCCCGGCGAGAGCCACGCCUACCUGAUCCGCGCCAAACGCGGCGAGACGGCCAAGCUGACGGCUUUCGCCGGCGAGUCGACCCCCGUCAUCCUCACCGGGCCUUAUGGUGGCGAUAUCACACGCGCGCUCGCGCCGACCACCAACGUCCUCUGCAUCGCCGGCGGGACGGGAAUCACCUUUGUCCUCCCCAUUUUGCUUCUCCUCGCGCAGCACCCGCCCGCCGCCCAUAUUCAGCUCGUGUGGUCCGUCCGUGCCGCGCGCGACGUGGAGUGGAUCGCCCCCGAGCUUGCGCGCCUCCGCGCCUCGCACAUCUCGGUUAUUGUUCACCACACGCGCGACGACGCGUCUGCCGAGGCCGCGCUCGAGACGCCCGGCGAAGAUGAAAAGCCUAUCGCGGUGAUUUCCGGCCGUCCGGACACGGGUGCCGCGGUCCGCGACUUCCUCAAGCGCGUCGCAGGCCCGUCCAAGGUUUUCGUUAGCGGCCCGGCUAGCAUGGUGACUGACGUGCGGGACACUGUCGCGCGUUGCAAUGAGGCAUCGAAGGUGUGGCGGGGGGAGGACGAGGCCGACGUCGACCUCGUGUUUGACGAGCGUCUCGAGUAGAAAGAGAGUGGGCUAGAGAGCCUGUUGUAUCAGUUACCAUCUGGACUACCAACCCAUGUAUAGUCUGCCGAGCUGACUUUGCUCGCGCGGUCGAGUGAUCAGUCGCUGAACACCCACACCUUCGCGCACACAUCGCAGCACUUCUGAACACUCUGCAUCUCAUAUUCC
Cutaneotrichosporon oleaginosum is the source of this 2053-nucleotide messenger RNA. RefSeq lists its product as uncharacterized. Gene Ontology annotation, molecular function: ferric-chelate reductase activity. Gene Ontology annotation, biological process: copper ion import; iron ion transport; intracellular iron ion homeostasis. NCBI's taxonomy places the organism in Eukaryota, Fungi, Basidiomycota, Tremellomycetes, Trichosporonales, Trichosporonaceae. The record is from RefSeq and is a predicted model, not a curated record. Gene Ontology annotation, cellular component: plasma membrane.